Hemisphaericaspora subhashii is the source of this 1284-nucleotide messenger RNA. RefSeq lists its product as uncharacterized. The record is from RefSeq and is a predicted model, not a curated record. Bases 1 to 1284 code for a protein of 427 amino acids. Gene Ontology annotation, molecular function: misfolded protein binding. Gene Ontology annotation, cellular component: i-AAA complex. The transcript has 2 exons. Lineage: Eukaryota; Fungi; Ascomycota; Pichiomycetes; Serinales; Debaryomycetaceae. Gene Ontology annotation, biological process: protein quality control for misfolded or incompletely synthesized proteins.
AUGUUCCAUUUCAGAUUCGCCUAUGAUAAAGGUGAGAAUGAUUAUCAAUUAGCAUUGAAGUUUUAUUUAGAAGCUUUGGAACAUUGUAAUGAACUUAAGAUGGAUAGGUUAUCGGAUGAAUAUACUGGUAUUCAAUUGAAGAUUGCUGAGAUGUUUGAGAGAUUGAAUAUGAGAGCGGAUGCUGCGUUUAUAUAUAAUGAGAUUGCGACUUUGUAUUUGACUGUUUUGACUUCGCCACAAGAUUCACCAGAGGGGAAGAGGAUUAGGACUUGGGAACAAAGACGGAAAUUGAUCCAGAAGGAUUUGAGAAUUGCUAUUAAAUUAGUUGAAAUGAAUCGAGAAAAUUCACAAUUAUGUAAAGCGAUUUUGGUUACGCAUUUAAUUAUUGCUCAAGAUGAAGUUAAUAAAGUCAUUGGAGGUCCAAGUAAAUUAAGUCUAAUUACUAAAGUUGAUGAGAGCCAACCUGAUCAAAACACCUAUUCCGCCACAUUGGAAAAUGAUAGUAUCUUAAUCACGGGAACUAAUGGAGAAGUCACCCGGAUCAAAAAGACACCAGAAGUAUGGGAACCAUUCACGGAGGAAUUCUUCAAUGCUAUGGAUUUAUUAAGUGCAAUCUGUAUCUCUUCGGGUGAUCUCGCGAUGGCAUCAAAGGUCAAGAUCUCAAUGACUGAAUCUAUGUUAUUAGCUGAUGUUGAACCUUCCAAGAUGUUAUUAUCUCAAUGUAAUUUAGGUUCAUUGUUAUAUAUGCAAGCUGAAGAAUUAGAAGCUCAAGAGAUUGGAAUGAGAAGAAAGUUUGCCGAAUUGACUGGGAUUGAAUAUGAAAAGUUCAAGAAUCAAGCAUUAUUAGAAGAUCAACAAGAUAAAGAAUCAAUUCUUGACGCAAUGAAAAACAAAGUUCCAACCGAAGACAAAGAAUUAUAUCAAAAUAUCGUUUCUUCAAAGAAAAUCUGUAUCAAGCUUGCUACAAAAGCAUAUGAAUCAGUCUUGGAAUUUGCAAAAUCAUUCCCACCCGAAGUUGUCAAAGAACAUAAUCAAAUUAAUGAAACGGUUGCGUUGGCCACUUAUGGAUUAGGGGUUGUUAGUUUACAUCUUGGAGAUUAUGGAAAAGCUGAAAGAUAUUUACGUGAAUCUAGAGUAAGGUCACGGAAAUGUAAUUAUACUUAUUUGAUUCUGGAAAUUGAACGAGAAUUAGAGAAGUUAUUUAAGGAGAAGAAGAAUAUCAAGGAAGGAAUUUCUAGAAAGGACCAACUUCGAGAUAUUGAAAUGGAUAUUGUAUUAAAGUGA